AUGUCAAAACUCAACCCUCUCCACUGGUCGCGGAAAUGGCAAAUCAUCGGAGGUGUCGGCGCGACAGUCAUUCUCGUUGCGGUAAUCGUAGGCGCAGUCGAAGGCACAAAAUCAUCAGAUUCGACUUCGUACCCGGACUAUACUGCAUUGAACUACACAAUCUCGGAGCGCAUGAACGGGACCACGUUCUUUGACCACUUCGACUACUACACCGCCGCCGAUCCGAGCAGUGGCAACGUCGUGUAUCUAUCCGAGGAGCAAUCGACAUACAGCAAUCUCACGUAUGCUGGAUCAUCGUCAGCCAUCCUCAGAGUCGACGAUACGAGCACAGGAAUCACGAACAGAAACUCUGUGCGCAUCACCUCCAAGAAUCAGUGGGAUACUGGACUAUUCGUUUUCGAUAUCAUUCAUUCACCGUAUGGCUGUGGCACUUGGCCUGCUGUGUGGCUCAGUGACCCAAACAAUUGGCCCGAGCACGGAGAGAUUGAUGUUAUCGAGGCUGUCGAGCAGGGCAACAAGGGAAACCAGAUGACGUUGCAUACAUCGAAAGGGUGCACCAUGAAGACGAAGCGCGAAGAGACUGGCACAGUAUCCGGCACAAACUGCUGGAACUCGACAAACGAGAAUGAAGGAUGUGGUGUCUUUGGCCCCAAGGACACUUACGGAGCAACUUUGAAUGAAAACGGUGGUGCACUUUACGCCAUGGAACUGCGCGACGCCGGCAUUCGUAUGUGGUGGUUCGACCGUGACUCCAUCCCCUCAGAUUUGGUCGCUUCCAACGACUCUUCGCCUGACCCGUCAACAUGGGGUACCCCUGUCGCCGACUUCCCCAGCACUGAUUGCGACAUAUCUUCGCACUUCAAGAACCAAUCCAUCAUUGCGAACAUCGAUCUGUGUGGUAGCUGGGCUGGUGCUACCAGUGUCUACUCUACCGAGUACGGUUGUCCAGGCACUUGUGCAGACCUUGUAAAGAACAACGCGACUGCGUUUGAGAAUGCCUAUUGGGAGUUUGGAAGCUUCCGAGUGUGGACAUCAUUUUAA
Aureobasidium namibiae CBS 147.97 is the source of this 1041-nucleotide messenger RNA. RefSeq lists its product as uncharacterized. The coding region runs from base 1 to 1041 and encodes 346 amino acids. Gene Ontology annotation, molecular function: hydrolase activity, hydrolyzing O-glycosyl compounds. The transcript has 2 exons. The record is from RefSeq and is a predicted model, not a curated record. NCBI's taxonomy places the organism in Eukaryota, Fungi, Ascomycota, Dothideomycetes, Dothideales, Saccotheciaceae. Gene Ontology annotation, biological process: glucan catabolic process.